AUGACUGUGCACUCUGCACUUACACACGACCCUUGUUUAUCUCUCGCAAAUAUCACAACUAUGCAUGCACUGAGUUACGUGCUAAAUCAAAGCAGCCUCCGGUUUGAUAACAAUACCUACUUAUUUGGAGCGAGGAUAAGGGGCACGAUUAAUAUUGUAAUUUAUGUUGUUACACCGCAGUCAACAAUAUUUGAUGUAAAUUCGAGAGGCGUUCGUAUCUCAGCAAUUAAAAUAGGAUUGCAAUAUUAUGAGACUAUUGAAAUUAAAGCUCCUUCAAAAUUAAAUGCGGGCUAUCCAAAUAGUUUCUUCAAAAUGAACCUUACCUCCGUUAACCGUGAGUUCAGUUUAUUGUUCCAUGGAGUAUCAUUCCGCUGGCAUUUGCGGGGAUAUUAA
This is a messenger RNA of Spodoptera littoralis (African cotton leafworm), 393 nucleotides long. The record is from the annotation of a GenBank genome assembly. NCBI's taxonomy places the organism in Eukaryota, Metazoa, Arthropoda, Insecta, Lepidoptera, Noctuidae.